CAACCAUAGAAAUCCUGAGCUCAACCUAUGAGCUCAACCCUUUACUUGCGUUUUCCGUUUUGGCAUGUACCAAACCACGGAACCGAGAAUCCUUGCUGGAUUCGGAGUCAGGCAUCGUAAUUCAGAAUUUUUUGUCCAUUCCGUUCGGAUGGUGUUUCGUUUGCCGAUGCAAGCUCGGUCGUAGGGCAAAUUGGCUCACUGACAGCGUCGGCCGUUGAAGAUCGGAUAGUCGUCUGGAUUGUUUUUACCAGACAACAUUUGUGUCAAACUGCGCUUCCGCCAUGUUGAAGUGAUUCAAGUUGUGACUGACUGCUGGGACUGAAGUGACAAGCCCCAGGGAUCGGAAUAGAUAGAGUUGGGGGGGCUGCAACCGCGCCGGUGACGCAGGAAAAACACUCAAAAGCGGAGAAAAGCGUAGUAAUUAGAUCUUACUGCUAACCUGUUUUUAGCCUACGAGACCGACGCUGAUAUAGGCCACGUUUAUGUAACAUACGACGACACCAAUCGUCCAAGGCUGAACGCAGCUUGUGAGUAGAGGGGAAGUCCUAUCAAAUUCCUGGUUAUGCAAUGGUCUCAGCGGCCCAUCCAGACCUCCAGGUGCUUGUGUCCCUCUCUUGCGUGUUCGGACUCGUAUACCUCUGCUCUACAGCUGAGGCGGCUGUGAUUCCCCUCGUGGCCAGCGCUCCAUAAGAGGCCAAGAUUGCCAAGAUCUGCCCCGUGGCGAGCAUGACGGCCACCACGCGUGGCUCCCCGGUGGGGGGCAACGACAGUCAGGGCCAGGGCCAGGCGCCCGACGCUCAGAGUCAGCCUCCGCUACCACAGAACCAGGCCUCAUCCCCCAACUCGUCCAAUGAGAACUCUCCAGUGAGCCCACCAGAUGAGCCCGGUCAGGGGGACGGACCUCCUCAGCUGGAAGAGGAGGAGCCAGCCUUCCCUCACACUGACCUUGCCAAGCUGGAUGAUAUGAUCAACAGGCCUCGAUGGGUGGUUCCAGUUUUGCCAAAGGGAGAGUUGGAAGUCCUCCUAGAAGCUGCUAUAGAUCUUAGUAAAAAAGGACUGGAUGUCAAGUGUGAAGCGUGCCAGAGGUUUUUCCGAGAUGGUCUCACCAUCUCCUUCACUAAGAUCUUGACAGAUGAGGCAGUCAGUGGAUGGAAGUUUGAGAUUCACAGGUGUAUCAUCAACAACACACACCGGCUGGUGGAGCUGUGUGUGGCCAAGCUCUCUCAGGACUGGUUCCCUCUACUUGAGCUGCUGGCCAUGGCCACCAACCCCCACUGCAAGUUCCACAUCUACAACGGCACGCGGCCCUCGGAGACCGUUCCCGCCGGGGCCCAGCUGGCCGACGAUGAGCUAUUCGCCCGCCCUCCAGACCCUCGCUCCCCCAAGGGCUGGUUGGUGGACCUAAUAAACAAAUUUGGCACGUUAAACGGGUUCCAAAUGCUGCACGAUCGCUUCAUGAGUGGCCAAGCACUGAACGUCCAGAUCAUCGCUGCACUUAUCAAGCCUUUUGGCCAGUGUUACGAGUUCCUCACAUUGCACACAGUGAAGAAGUACUUCCUCCCAGUCAUUGAGAUGGUCCCCCAGUUUCUGGAGAACCUGACCGAUGAAGAGCUAAAAAAAGAGGCCAAGAAUGAAGCCAAAAACGAUGCACUGUCCAUGAUAAUCAAGUCCCUGAAGAACCUGGCAUCUCGUGUCCCAGGGCAGGAGGAGACGGUGAAGAAUUUAGAGAUUUUUAGGUUAAAAAUGAUUCUUAGGUUAUUGCAAAUUUCCUCUUUUAACGGCAAAAUGAAUGCACUAAAUGAGGUGAACAAGGUGAUCUCCAGUGUCUCCUACUACACCCACCGGCAUAACCCAGAGGAAGAGGAGUGGUUGACUGCGGAGCGCAUGGCUGAGUGGAUCCAGCAAAACCAUAUCCUGUCGAUUGUGCUCAGGGACAGCCUGCACCAGCCACAAUAUGUUGAGAAACUGGAGAAAAUCCUGCGCUUCGUCAUCAAGGAGAAAGCACUUACCAUGCAGGAUCUAGACAAUAUCUGGGCUGCACAGGCUGGCAAACACGAGGCCAUAGUGAAAAACGUCCAUGAUCUUCUCGCCAAGCUGGCAUGGGAUUUCUCUCCCGAGCAGCUCGACCACCUCUUUGACUGUUUUAAGGCAAGCUGGACCAACGCAAGCAAGAAGCAGCGGGAGAAGCUCCUUGAGCUGAUCCGGCGUCUGGCGGAGGACGAUAAAGACGGGGUGAUGGCCCACAAGGUUCUCAACCUGCUGUGGAACCUGGCCCACAGCGACGACGUGCCCGUGGACAUCAUGGACCAGGCCCUUAGCGCGCACAUUAAGAUACUGGACUAUAGCUGCUCACAGGACAGGGAUACGCAGAAGAUCCAAUGGAUCGACCGCUUCAUAGAGGAGCUGCGCACCAACGAGAAAUGGGUGAUACCGGCCCUGAAGCAGAUCAGAGAGAUAUGUAGCCUGUUCGGAGAAGCCCCACAGAACCUUAGUCAAACGCAGAGGAGCCCCCAUGUUUUCUACCGCCACGACCUGAUCAACCAGCUGCAGCACAACCAUGCCUUGGUCACCCUGGUGGCUGAAAACCUCUCCGCCUACAUGGAGACCAUGAGGCAGUUUUCCAAAGCGGAACAGGCCGAGUUUGACCCCCAGACAGUGAGGCCUGGGAGUCGCUACAGCCACGUCCAGGAAGUACAGGAGCGGCUCAACUUCCUGAGGUUUCUGUUGAAAGACGGCCAGCUGUGGUUGUGUGCCCCCCAGGCCAAGCAAAUCUGGAAAUGUCUGGCUGAGAACGCCGUGUUCCUCUGUGACCGGGAAGCCUGCUUCAAAUGGUAUUCAAAGCUGAUGGGGGACGAGCCAGACCUUGAUCCAGACAUCAACAAAGACUUCUUUGAGAACAACGUGCUGCAGCUGGACCCCUCCCUGCUGACGGAGAACGGCAUGAAGUGCUUUGAGCGGUUCUUCAAGGCCGUCAACUGCAGGGAGGGCAAGCUGGUGGCCAAGCGCCGGGCCUACAUGAUGGACGACCUGGAGUUGAUAGGGCUGGACUACCUCUGGAGGGUGGUUAUUCAAGGAAGUGAUGACAUCGCCAGCCGAGCCAUAGACCUAAUGAAGGAGAUCUACACAAACCUCGGACCAAAACUGCAAGUCAAUCAGGUGGAGAUCCACGAGGAUUUCAUCCAGUCCUGCUUCGACCGGCUGAAGGCGUCCUACGACACGCUGUGUGUGUUGGACGGGGACAAGGACAGCAUCAACUGUGCGCGCCAGGAGGCGAUCCGCAUGGUGCGCGUGCUCACCGUGCUCAAGGAGUACAUCAACGAGUGUGACAGCGACUACCACGAGGAGCGGACCAUACUGCCCAUGUCCAGGGCUUUCCGAGGGAAGCACAUCACGUUGAUCGUGCGUUUCCCGAACCAGGGUCGCCAGGUGGACGACCUGGACAUCUGGUCCCACACCAACGACACCAUCGGCUCGGUGCGGCGGGGCAUCCUCAACCGGAUAAAGGCCAACGCCACGCACACCAAGAUAGAGCUCUUCAUCGGCGGGGAGGCCGUGGACCCGGCCGACGACCGCAAGCUCAUUGGACAGCUCAACCUGAAGGAUAAGACGCUGAUCACAGCCAAGCUGACUCAGGUGAGCGCCAACAUGCCCUCUAGUCCGGACAGCUCCUCCGAUUCGUCAACCGGUUCGCCCGGUAACCAUGGCAACCACUACAGCGACGGGCCCAACCCUGAGGUGGAGAGCUGCCUGCCUGGUGUGAUCAUGUCGUUGCACCUGCGCUACAUCUCCUUCCUGUGGCAGGUUGCCGACCUGGGCUGCAACCUCAACAUGCCUCUGCUCAGAGAUGGAGCCCGCGUGCUUAUGAAGCUCAUGCCCCCUGAUAACAACACCGUGGCCAAUCUGCGCGCCGUGUGUCUGGACCAUGCCAAGCUGGGCGAGAACAGCCUCAGCCCCACACUGGACUCCCGCUUCUUCGGCCCCUCGCCCUCACAAGUGCUCUACCUCAUCGAGGUGGUGUACGCUCUCCUGAUGCCCGCCAGCGCCACCCUGGGGGAGGACGCCAGCGACUUCCAGUACAACUUCCUGAAGAGCGGCGGGCUGCCGCUGGUGCUGAGCAUGCUCACCAGGAACAACUUCCUGCCGUCGGCGGACAUGGAGACGCGGCGCGGGGCCUACCUCAACGCGCUCAAGAUCGCCAAGCUGCUGCUGACCGCCGUGGGCUUCGGGCACGUCAAGGCCGUGGCGGAGGCCUGCCAGCCCAACACCGAGGGCAGCGUCCCCGUCUCACCGAUCAACCAGGCCACUCACGACCAGGCCCUGGUCCUACAGAGCGCCUUGCAGAACAUCCCCAACCCGGCGUCUGAGUGCAUGCUGCGCAACGUGGCCAUCCGUCUGGCCCAGCAGAUCUCAGAUGAGAACUUCUUCCAGGCCUCAAAGUACAUCCCGGACAUCUGUGUGAUCCGGGCGAUACAGAAGAUCGUCUGGGCUUCGGGCUGUGGCACAGUGCAGCUCGUCUUCAGCUCCAACGAGGAGAUCAGCAAGAUCUAUGAGAAGACCAACGCGGCUAAGGAGCCCGACGGGGAGGACGAGCAGGUAUGCUGCGAGGCCCUGGAGGUGAUGACCCUGUGUUUCGCCCUCAUGCCCACGGCUCUGGACACCCUCAGUAAGGAGAAGGCCUGGCAGACCUUCAUCAUAGACCUGCUGCUCCACUGUCACAGCAAGUCGGUGCGUCAGAUGGCCCAGGAGCAGUUCUUCCUGAUGGCCACCAGGUGUUGCAUGGGCCACAGACCCCUCCUCUUCUUCAUCACCCUCCUCUUCACUGUGCUCGGGAGCACUGCCAAAGAGCGGGCCAAGCACGCGGGCGACUACUUCACCCUGCUGCGACACCUGCUUAACUACGCCUACAACAGCAACAUCAACCUUCCCAACGCUGAGGUGCUGCUCAACAACGAGAUCGACUGGCUCAAGAGGAUCCGGGAUGAGGUCAAGCAGACGGGUGAGACGGGUGUGGAGGAGACCAUCCUGGAAGGUCACAUCGGCGUGACGAAGGAGCUGCUGGCCUUCCAGACCCCAGAGAAGAAGUACCACAUUGGCUGUGAGAAAGGCGGCGCAAACCUCAUCAAGGAGCUGAUCGACGACUUCAUCUUCCCGGCGUCCAACGUCUACCUGCAGUACAUGAAGAGCGGCGAGUUCCCCACGGAGCAGGCCAUUCCGGUGUGCAGCAGCCCGGCCUCCAUCAACGCUGGCUUCGAGCUGCUGGUGGCCCUGGCCGUCGGCUGCGUCCGCAACCUCAAGCAAAUCGUGGACACUCUGACGGACAUGUACUACCGAGGAUGCGAGACCCUCACGGAGUGGGAGUACCUUCCCCCUGUGGGGCCCCGGCCCACCAAGGGCUUCGUGGGUCUGAAGAACGCGGGCGCCACCUGCUACAUGAACUCGGUCAUCCAGCAGCUCUACAUGAUCCCCCCCAUCCGCAACGGCAUCCUGGCCAUCGAGGGCACGGGCACCGACGUGGACGACGACAUGUCUGGGGACGAGAAGCCGGAGAACGAGAGCAACGUGGACCCGCGCGACGAGGUGUUCAGCUACCACCACCAGUUCGACGACAAGCCGGCCAGCAAGUCGGAGGACAGGAAGGAGUACAACAUCGGGGUGCUGCGCCACCUGCAGGUCAUCUUCGGCCACCUGGCGGCCUCCAGGCUGCAGUACUACGUCCCCAGGGGAUUCUGGAAGCAGUUCAGGUUAUGGGGGGAGCCGGUGAAUCUGCGCGAGCAGCACGAUGCUCUGGAGUUCUUCAACUCGCUGGUGGACAGUCUGGACGAGGCCUUGAAAGCCCUCGGACACCCCCCUAUGCUCAGCAAAGUGCUGGGCGGCUCCUUCGCCGACCAGAAGAUUUGUCAGGGUUGCCCCCACAGGUAUGAGUGUGAGGAGUCUUUCACCACGCUGAAUGUAGACAUCAGGAAUCACCAGAACCUGCUGGACUCCAUGGAGCAGUAUGUGAAAGGGGACCUGCUCGAGGGUGCCAACGCCUACCACUGUGAGAAGUGCAACAAGAAGGUGGACACGGUGAAGCGGCUGCUGAUCAAGAAGCUGCCCCCGGUGCUGGCCAUCCAGCUGAAGCGCUUCGACUACGACUGGGAGCGGGAGUGCGCCAUCAAGUUCAACGACUACUUCGAGUUCCCCCGGGAGCUGGACAUGGAGCCGUACACGGUGGCGGGCGUGGCCAAGCUGGAGGGGGACGACGUCAACCCCGAGAACCAGGUGAUCCAGCAGAACGAGCCCUCGGAGCCCUCGCCUCCCGGCAGCUCCAAGUACCGCCUGGUGGGGGUGCUGGUGCACUCGGGGCAGGCCAGCGGCGGCCACUACUACUCCUACAUCAUCCAGAGGAACGGCGGCGACGGCGAGCGCAACCGCUGGUACAAGUUCGACGACGGCGACGUGACGGAGUGCAAGAUGGACGACGAGGAGGAGAUGAAGAACCAGUGCUUCGGCGGCGAGUACAUGGGCGAGGUGUUUGACCACAUGAUGAAGAGGAUGUCGUACCGCCGGCAGAAGCGCUGGUGGAACGCCUACAUCCUCUUCUACGAGCGCAUGGACUCCUUGGACAAAGACAGCGAGCUGGUCAAGUACAUCUCGGAGCUGACGCUGGCCAACAGCAAGCCCAACCAGGUCAAAAUGCCCGGCGUCAUCGAGUGCAGCGUGCGCAAGCAGAACGUCCAGUUCAUGCACAACCGGAUGCAAUACAGCUUGGAAUAUUUCCAGUUCAUUAAGAAGCUCCUCACCUGUAACAGUGUCUAUUUAAACCCUCCUCCAGGGCAAGACCAUCUGUUGCCGGAGGCCGAGGAGAUCGCUAUGAUUAGUGUCCAGCUGGCUGCCAGGUUCCUCUUCAGCACAGGUUUCCACACAAAGAAAGUAGUGCGCGGUCCUGCCAGCGACUGGUAUGAUGCCCUGUGUGUCCUCCUAAGACACAGUAAGAACGUCCGCUACUGGUUUGCACACAACGUCCUGUUCGCCUACGCCAACUGCUUCUCCGAGUACCUGCUGGAGUGCCCGAGCGCCGAGGUCCGCGGCGCCCUGGCCAAGCUCAUCGUCUUCAUCGCACACUUCUCCCUCCAAGACGGGCCCUACCCCUCCCCCGUCACCUCCCCCGUGCCCGCCAGUCCGGGCUGUGAUAACCUGAGUCUGAGCGACCACCUCCUGCGAGCUGUGCUCAACCUGCUGAGGAGGGAGGUGUCUGAACACGGCCGUCACCUGCAGCAGUACUUUAACCUCUUUGUGAUGUACGCCAAUCUGGGGCUAGCAGAGAAGACUCAGCUGCUCAAGCUGAGCGUGCCGCCCCGGCCAACUUCCAUGCUGGGUGGCCUCUGGCCGAGGGCACCCGGCACUUCCCACUCACAGUACACAGUCGCCGACGCCCCCUGGGCAAGUCUGUACACCGUGGUUACCAGCUGGUCGGCUUGCUGCCGACGUCUCCACGCCAGCAUGCAAGCUCUCAUCACAGGUAACCCUCCUCUAGCGAACCCUUACGGGGACGCCAACCUGACCACGCCGGUCAUGCCGGUGCAGCAGCUGGUGGCUGAGAUCCUGUUUGUGCGGACCAGCUAUGUGAAGAAGAUCAUCGAGGAUUGCAGCAACUCUGAGGAGACGGUGAAGCUGCUGCGCUUCAGCUGCUGGGAGAACCCCCAGUUCUCCUCCACGGUGCUCAGCGAGCUCCUCUGGCAGGUGGCGUAUUCCUACACCUAUGAGCUGAGGCCUUACCUGGACCUGCUGCUACAGAUCCUGCUAAUCGAGGAUUCCUGGCAAACGCACCGGAUCCACAACGUGCUCAAGGGCAUCCCAGACGACAGGGACGGGCUGUUUGACACCAUUCAGCGCUCCAAAAACCACUAUCAGAAGCGGGCCUACCAGUGCAUCAAGUGCAUGGUGGCGCUCUUUAGCAACUGCUCCGUGGCGUACCAGAUCCUGCAGAGCAACGGCGACCUGAAGCGCAAGUGGACGUGGGCGGUGGAGUGGCUGGGCGACGAGCUGGAGCGGAGACCUUACACGGGGAACCCCCAGUACACCUACAACAACUGGUCGCCCCCCGUCCAGAGCAACGAGACCUCCAACGGCUACUUCCUGGAGCGCUCCCACAGCGCACGCAUGACCCUGGCCAAGGCCUGCGAGCUCUGUCCCGAGGAGUGUCACUUAACGAAGCACGAGGCUGUGUCUGAAGAAGACGCCACGAUGCCGAAAUCGUCCUCGCCACAGCAGCUUUUGCCAGGGGAAGGCACGGCACAGCAGCAGCAGCACACUGAGCCUGAAGACCAGGAGGCCUCCGAAGACCAGGACUCUUCCCCUCCAGAAGACACCUCCCUCUACCCUCACUCUCCUGGAACCACUCAGUUUCAGCAGAACAACCACCCCCAUGGACAGCCAUACACGGGGCCGGCCGCCCAGCACAUGAACAACCCGCAGCGCCCUGGCCCAGCCACCGCCCCGGCGACAGGCACCUCCCUGACCCCGACGCAGACCCCAACCCUGACCCCCGCCCCAGGCCCAGGCCCAGGCCCAGGCCCAGGCCCAGGCCCGACCCCCAGUCCCGGCCAGGUCCAAGGUCCGGGGCCGCGAGCACAAGAGAACUGGGAGAGCACUGAGGAGGUGACCCCGGCGCCUGCUCCCGCUCCCGCGCCUACUCCGCCCAAGGAGUAACACACAGCCUCCUUCCUCCCCAGCCUCCUCCUUCCUCCUCCUCUGCUGUGCCUCGAGCCUCCAUCUCCCUGCUCUCCCCUUUUUUCUCCUCCCCAGAUCGACAGAGCUUCUCAUCAGAACGUGCUCUCUUUCUCUCUCUCUCUUUUCUUUCUUUCUCUCUCUUUCUCUCCGGGCCCCAGGGCAGGGCAGAGCAUGGCCCACGGGCCCCCUCUCCAGGCCAACUCACGAGAGUCUCUCCCCCAGCAUCCUGCUAGUGUGCAGUGGGUCUGGGGGGAGGCGCUUCCCCCUGGCCUGGAGACGCCGGCCCACGUGACGGGGGGGGCCAGCCGGUGGCUGCAGAGGCGAGCGAGCGGAAAGUUGUAAUUUAAAAAAAAAUGUAAACAAAAAAGGAAAAUGUACCCAGACCUGACAAUGCUGAUGCGCUUGUCGACACGACAAAAAGGUGUACAUAGUAUGUUAAUGUUUUGACUGUUCAAAUCCCCCUGUAGCAUAACUGCCUGGUUUGCUGUUGGGAGAUGUUGCAGAUCUGAUGAAAAACAAAAUGGAUACUAUAAAUAAACAACAAAAAAUCCAAAAAAAUAAACUCUGUAAGAAGACAAACUCCUCUUUGUUUUAUCACCCAUGCUCCGCAGUGAGGUUUGGUCUGCCGUCAGACAGUUUCUGGUCAUUCAACUGUAGGAGGACGCAUUGUUAUCAUAAAUGUAUUAUUAAGAUCCUUGGCAACCAUAUGACCCAUGCCAAAUCAACACACACACACGCUGUGGUUGGUUUUAGAGUGAGACGUGGAAUGGUUAGGGUGAAGUUUUACGGUGUUUUGGUUGAUGUGAAAAAGCGGUGAUGCAACAUUGUUCUGAAAUUCAUUGCCUUUCUUUUUUCUUUUUUUUUUGGUUUUUCUUUUUUUUUGUUCUGGUAAUUAAUUCAAUCCUUUCUUGAAGCUCUAGUUAAUAUGCUGUAACAUUUAGCAUGGCUUCUCACCAGAAUAGUGUAGCCCAAGGGAAGACUUGUGACCAUAACAACAAAAAGCUGUUGCUCUUAAUCCACAGCUCCAGAGGGGACUCGCCCUCUAGGAUUACUUUGUUUAUUUUUUACUCAUCUACCCCUUGUACAUUGAGGGCGCUAUUUUGAACCAAUGUAUGAAUAAGUGGCUUUUUCAAUUGCACAUUAUUAUAAACCUCCAACUUCACAUUCGGCAGUCCGUUUUUUGGUGGGAUAGACAGACAAUUCUGAGAAAAAAAAUUAAACAUGCAACAGAAUUGCCACUGGUGUACACCUGGUGUACCAUAGACUGUGGUUUGCUUCUGUCUCUCUUCAGUAGAGCCUAUUUCCUAGACUUAUUUGCCCAUCAACUUCCAUUCUCAUGGAGCUGGCCAGACCAGGUGCCUUUGACUGCUGUCCAGGAGAGGUAACUGAUCCUGAGCAGCGGUUUCUAGACAUCUCUGCCUCCAUCUCCAACGGGAAUAGGUUCCACAGCAGGGUCGUUUAAUAGAAGCUGGUUAGUCAUGUUGCAACUUGAGCUAAAGUGUAAUUCUGUAGGAGUAAAAAGCUAACCAUCAGUAAAUACUGUAUUUAAUUGGUAACUUGAAUGCGUGUAUUUUUGGGAUUUCUUGUCUAAAACAUACCAAAUACUCCUGCAAAUGAAAAUAUUCUGCCCACCGUAUUAUAUUUAAAUAUUUUGCUCUUAUUUUAUAGAAUUUAUUUUGUUGUAUUUCACAAAAAAUAGAUUUGAUUUAAGAGGAACAUUUUUGUCCUUGUGUUAUUUUUAAAGAGGAUAUUGACUGUACAGAGUUCUGCGCCCUGUUUUUUGCCGACUUUUGUUUUGGCCAUGGUGUGACGUUGAAUUCUGGAGCUACAGUCGCGAUGUGAACUUUCACCUUGAGGUUUUUUGUGCACAGAAAUAUAACAGAAGCAUUGCGCCCUUAGCAAAUAAAGAACAUGGAAUCUUGUUUGUGUCUUUUGUACUAAUGAUUAAGUUGAAAACUUGAGGCUUCGCAAAUAUAAAUAUCUGCUAGUAAGCAGAACUUUCAAUUUCUGAUGAUUUAAGUCAAGACUAAACAUACUUUAACAAGUUGUCUUGGCCAGUUUGUACUUUACUGACUGUUCAAUACUAUUCUGAUUGGUCACUAUUGGCGGUGGUUCGCCCUAUUAUCCUUACUGUGGUUUAUUCAUUCACCUACAACCAAAGUCCUAAGAUACAAAUGGUUUACUUUGGGGCAAUUCUUCUGAUGUUUUCCAAAUAAAGCCAUCCAUACACCUUCGCAAUUAACAUGGUCACAAUAAAAAGGCAAACAGGUUUUUUUUGGGAAUAUUUUUCUUUUUUUAUUAUCAUCAAGAAUCGCAGACUUAGUUCUCCUUCUCCUGGACAGUCUUUGUUCCGCGCAGUCUGCCGGUACGACGGGCAGCGAUGAGACCAACCUUGCGACCAGCAGGUGCGUCCCUCCUGAUGGUGGAGGGUUUACCAAUAUGCUGAUGGUUACCACCACCGAAGGGAUGCUCAACGGGCUGCACAGAGAAGAAAGGCCAUGUCAGAAUUCAACAGGAGUACCAAUUAUCGUCUUAAUAAUAUUAAUGAAGUACACUGCAUCUAUUCGAUCUCGCAAGACACUCCAUAUCAAAUAUAGGGUACGUACGUUCAUGGCAACACCACGGACACGUGGCCAGCAGUUUCUCUUGGCCUUGUACUUGUGGUAAGCACGACCAGCCUUCAGGAUAGGCUUGUCAAUACGUCCACCACCAGCAACAACACCUGUAGAGGAGCCCAACAGUUAAACACGGGCAGCGGGUUGCUUUCGAAAUGAAUGAGGUCAACAAAACGAACAAUUUUGUCUGCAAUGGAUUGUUCUUUGAGUUGGAACAGCAGCUGGGAUUGAAAUGCCAACCCGUCCUAAGUAGCAUGAAGACUCCCAAGGAAAACGUCUUACCGACGACGGCUCUGUUGGCAGAGGCAAUGACCUUCUUGGAGCCGGAGGGAAGCUUUACCCUGGACUUCUUGGUCUCUGGGUUGUGAGAGAUGACUGUGGCGUAGUUUCCAGAUGCACGGGCGAGCUUGCCCCGGUCUCCAGGCUUCUCUUCCACACAGCAAAUGAUGGUACCCUCAGGCAUGGUUCCGACAGGCAGGACAUUGCCGAUGUUCAGCUGAGCUGUGGAUCAGAAGGUCGACAAACUGUU
Gadus chalcogrammus (walleye pollock) is the source of this 11856-nucleotide messenger RNA. RefSeq names its product ubiquitin specific peptidase 9 (gene usp9). Gene Ontology annotation, biological process: protein deubiquitination; cell migration. Gene Ontology annotation, cellular component: nucleus; cytosol. Lineage: Eukaryota; Metazoa; Chordata; Actinopteri; Gadiformes; Gadidae. The record is from RefSeq and is a predicted model, not a curated record. Bases 727 to 8691 code for a protein of 2654 amino acids. Gene Ontology annotation, molecular function: cysteine-type endopeptidase activity; cysteine-type deubiquitinase activity. The transcript is spliced from 47 exons.